AAACAGAGCAUAUGGUCUGGUGACGUAACGCCGGUCGUCGAGGACGCAUUGACCACAGCGCAUGUUUUGUGCGUGCGUGUGUUUAUGUGUUUGUGUGUUUGUGUGUAGCUAAGGAUACAAAGCGUGUCAUCUCCGCUUCAUUCCUAAAACACGCACUAAAAAUAAAUAAACUACCAUAAAUAAUGAACGCUGUGACCGCCGCCACCUGCCUGCUCGUCGCCGGCUUCAGCUAUUUCCUCUUCGGCUGCGAUGUGUUGUUACCGCUGCUCCGUGCCUCUGUUGCAGAGCCCUCCAUGCCCGAGCCGGGAGAUGCUCCGCGGCUGAGCCCGCAGGGAGUCCCAUACACCGACCUGCAGCACAUCGUCAACGCCGACGGACUGCACCUGUUCUGCCGCUACUGGGAGCCCGCCGGUCCGCCAAGGGCGCUGGUGUUUAUUGCCCAUGGGGCUGGAGAGCAUUGUGGGCCGUAUGAUGAGAUUGGGCAGAAACUGAAGGAACUGUCCCUGCUGGUAUUUGCACAUGACCAUGUUGGGCAUGGCCAGAGUGAAGGAGACAGGAUGAACAUCAAAGACUUCCAAAUCUACAUCAGAGACUCCCUGCAGCACGUUGACCUGAUGAAGUCCCGCCACCCUGACCUGCCUGUCUUCAUUGUGGGUCACUCCAUGGGUGGUGCAAUCUCCAUCCUGACAGCCUGUGAGAGGCCCAGUGAUUUUGCUGGAGUGGUUCUGAUUGCACCGAUGGUCCAGAUGAACCCAGACUCAGCCACACCGUUCAAGGUUUUUCUGGCGAAGGUCCUGAACCACAUGCUGCCCAGCCUCACUCUGGGCUCCAUCGAGUCCAAAUGGGUCUCACGGGACAAGAAGCAGGUGGAGGCAUAUGACACAGAUGAGCUGAACUUCCACGGCGGCAUGCGGGUGUCGUUCGGCAUGCAGCUCAUGGGGGCGGCGGCACGCAUCGAGAGGGAGAUCCCAUCCAUCAACUGGCCCUUCCUGCUCCUGCACGGCGACGCUGACAAACUCUGCGACAUCAGAGGCUCCAGGAUGAUGCACGAGAACGCUCAGAGCUCUGACAAGAAAAUCACGAUCUAUGAGGGAGGCUACCACGCUCUUCACCACGACCUCCCAGAAGUGGCCGAGUCUGUGCUGACAGAAGUGACCAGCUGGAUCACAGAGCGCCUCCCUGACAAGACAUCGCCACAACCACAAGGCUCGUAGGAAACGUGAUUUGGUGAAACCAUGGUUAGCGCGCCAAGGCAAUUGCCAAUCUUGUACCAAGAGGCUGGCUCACUUUCCAGUAGCCUGUCAGGCAUAACAAUACUACUACACUCUCUGGUGGGAAAUACUUUUGGGCAUAUAGAUAUUUUUUUGUGUGUAAAAUGUUUACUGACUUUAUCCUCUGGGCACAUACUGUACAAUAUAUCCACCGCUCCUGUGUACCUUUCAAUCUGCCCAAGUUACACUGUUUUAAAUUGAUGGUGAGGUCAAAAAAGUCAAAAAACAUUUAUUAUUGUAGAAGAAAACAUAUGAUCAGGGAUAUGUAUUUUGGGCAGAGGGUUUAUUUGGUCAUAAUUUUAUGAUUAGACCUACAACUAAAGUAAAAUUUAAUCUACAGUAUGCUGGGGUUCAAAGUGCAAUAAUGAAGUUUCCAUCUUGUUUGUGAUACAUUAUUGAUCUGGGCAGGGGCAUUUCCUUUUUUUCUCAUUAUUCAGUCAGGGCAGAGGUCAAGAUCAGCGCCUCUGGAGCUGCUGUAGGUUCAGUACAGGGUCAAUACUAGCUAGGUCCUCACACUGCUUCACUGCCUUUGCGGUAUCAGUGGAUAAAAUACACAUUUUCAGUGAGACUGUUUGGUGAGCGCUUGCAUAGAAGCAAUUUCCAUUCCUGGUUCAGAUUUGGUGGCUCAAAAGAAACUUUCAUCUUCUCAGAAAUCACAAUCUCUCCCGCCUCCUCCUUUAUUGCACUGUUCAGUUGCAUGCAGCUCUCACAGAGUCAGUGAGACAAUAUUCUGAGUGUUGUAUGUUUUUUAUGAUCCAUAUUUGAAUUCUUUUCUUAUAGCCAUUGAAGGGACCAAUAGAAAAACUUGCUUUCCAUAUAAAGUACUCCAUUUCUUUCAGUGGGUGUAGGGAAAUGAAAAUCAAAUUAACCAGGUGACGCUGCUCUGUCUCUCUCUGCAGGUGGGAAUUAGAUGAAAAGGACAAAGGUCAAAAGGUCUCUCCUCUAUGUGAACUUUGACCUUUGGGGUCACAAAUAACUUCAUUAAGCUUAGAAUGCACAGCCAGCUGGAGAACCAGAGAGAGGACAUAUCGCUCUGUUACUGUGGACAAAAGAGUAGAUCUCCUCUGGUCACGUCUUCCAUUUGGUGGACACAUUUCAUCCAAACACAUCCUAAACUGAUAUGGCUGCAUAUGUAGCAUGGGUGGCCACAAUGGGGAAUCCAACCUCUUUCUCAGAGCGAUGCUGGAGUUAUCUUUUUUCUUCUUUGAGAGAGAACAGGAGAAAGGAGUGCAUUUGAUUUUGUAUGUUAAAAAUUGUUAAAUUUAAGUGAUCGACAUGCAGUGUAAUUGCUGCCACUUUAUAGUUUUAUAAAGUUUUUCCAAACCUCUAAAUCUCACACACAGUGGCUAGAGCACCAGACAAGCACCCACUAGAUUUUUUCUUUAUGUUUUCAAAGUAAAUUUUAAAAGUUUUAGCAGCUGCGUUCACCACUUAAAGUCAAACCUGUCAAAGUCAGGUCAGUCAAAAGGUUUUCAGCUAAAACUAUAGCAAUAAUGUCAUGGUAGCCUAUAUUUUUGGAACUGUUAAUUAUAAGCUAGACAGAUGCACACUGAGCUCACCUUUUUAUAUUGUCAGGUAGACUGUAAUUAACAGGUAUUGCUACACACGCCAAGCUUUUCCUGCCUGUUCAUCAAACAAGAGAAAGUUUCAGCAGCACGAGUCGAGUUACCCGUGUUUGUCCACCCCCAAGAUUAAACACAGAAAGGGAUCAAACAUUAGGAUGUUUGUUUCUGUUUGUUGACUUCAGGCAUCAUUUAUGUCCUAUAGAAAAUACAUCUAGUGUGCAGCUCUUGGGAAGAGACACCCAGGCUUUUUAGAAUAUUUUGACUCAUUAUCACCCAGAGUUCAAAGGGAUUCAUGCAGAGAGAGUAGAGGAAGCAGGGAGCGGUAUCCACAGAGACCGUUAUUCACGUGUAACCACGACAGCAGGCCGGCGGCAGGAUAGAAUUGUUUUUAUUCUAUUUUACAUGUGUAGUAACCCGGGUGAUCACAGCAAGACUGCUAGAAUGAGAUGAAUUUCUGGCUUCAUGCCUGCUCUGUAACUCUUUUUCUAAAUUUCUGUUUCCUCACUCUUAGCCUCUCUCUGCCCUGUGUCACGCUGUUUCACAACCUUUUUUUUUUUGUUGUUGCUGUGGUGACCAGCGCUCUUUGUUCUGUCCAUCACAGAGCCCGUUUGUUCUAAUACAGAUUCAAACAUCUUCUACUGUCAGCCACUCAUGCUGCCCCAAGUGGUCAAUUAUCAGAGCAGCACCAAGUCACAUUAUAAUUGUCAUUUGGCUUUUUUCUUGUUCUUUUGACCAUGGAACUGCUACUCAGUUAAAAUGGGGACACAUCACUUAACCUGCCACAGACUGAGCUUAAUGCUGUAUCUUACCCACAAAAUCACUUCAGGAACAGGAAAACCCGUGUCUGUAUGCAAGACUGUGACUGAAAAUUGCUCGCCUGCUGACAUUUUCCAGCUCUGAUGUGUUUUUCUCAUUUUAUUUAUCAUCUCUGAUGUUUGCAAACUGUUCUCUGAUCUUCGCACAGAGUGAACCUGCUGGGUUUCAUUUGAAAAUGAGAUUUCAUCAGGGAAAAUAAAGCAAGGCAAGUUUAAAUAGCACAUUCUUCCACAAAACUUAAUUUAAAGUGCUUUACAUAAAAUGCAUUAAAUAAGAAAUUAAUCAUAAGACAUUAAGAACAAUGACAGAAGGGAGUUCAGAAUGCAAGUGCAUCAUCUUCACUGUUUUCUUAGGCGUCAGAAAACAUUUAGUCCAAAUAUUAGGUUACAUUUUUAUUGGUUCAGACGCAGACGAGAGAUGUAAUGUGUUCAUCAGUCCCAGUGGGAGUCAGACCUUUAACCUCAACCAGAACUGCAAGAGUUCAUAUCACGAGUACUUCAAACACAAUGGACUCCUGAUUGCGCUGCAGCAGGCACACCACAGUCCCAGUUGUAUUCAAACUCUUAAUAGCACCCUUGCUAUGUAAGAGUAAAUUUCAAACGCUCUACCUGUCAGAAUACAUGAGUGCAUUUUACUGCAUCAUUAGCUAUGGGGGCGGAGAGAGGUGGAGAUGGAGUGAGAAGAGAAGAGAGAGAAAAAGACAGGAGAGAAGCUGGCAGUAACCAUGGCAGCACAUUAUACAUAUAUAUAUAUAUCAGUGCAAUCAGCCAGUGAAAAAUGCGUAUUUAUUAAUGGUGCAGGAUGCAAAGCAGACGUUGCUGCGCUUUCAGAGCUGGUUGUCCAUUUUGCUGCUCUGAGGAUUCCCUUUUGUCUGAGCGUUGCGAUAAGAGAGAAAACAAUUAUAGUCAGAAUAAUAAGAGCUGCACACACUAAAUUCAAAUCAGGCUGGUCUGCUGUUUGUACUGAAAAUGCACUUUUUCCAUUUCAGCAAAGACUGAUUUCAAGGCCAUAUUUUUUCUUUUCUUUCUAGAGAGCUUGUCUUGAUUUAAAAAGUAGUGGACAAAUGAGUGAAAACAAGCAGAAACCCAUCACUCCUUUACUAGAUUUUAUUCCUACUCCCCUGUCUUUAAGGUGUGUAAUCCCUCACACAGUCCUCACAUCUUAUAAAGCCUUGUACUGUAAGCCUCCCCUGUCCAUGCCAGUAUAAUUUCUACUGGCUUGUAUAUUUAUACAAGCAUGAAUUGUAUGCAGGUUUGCCAUACUGAGAGAUAGCCAUGUACAGAUGCAUCGUCUGUUAAUAUGUAAUAAUCCACUUGACUGUUAAUAUCUUUUUUUAUUUAGGACAGAAGUUCUAUGUUAAGUCAAAGAGUGAAAAUACUGAAGGCAGGAAGCCGCUGAAUCUAAUUGGUCUGCGGAUUUUAUAACAAAGUGAAAUUCAAUUGGCCUGUUGGUUUCUCAAUGAGGCCGUUGUUUUUUUUGUUUUUUGUUUUUUAACUCGACUUUAUGACUGUUUCUAAGAAAAGAGCUGUUAUAUAUGAUGCAGACUGAUGGGCACAGGCCAGUCUUUCUGUAAUUUUAUGAGAUUAAAGUGUACUGGAAAGUGCAGUACAGUGCAGGGUUCGCUUAAAUUAAAUCUUGAGUCAGUCAUCAAGUGUACAGCAAGAAUUGAAGAGGUCUUCUCCAAAAUGCUGUGAAUGCAUGAAUAGAUAAAUUGAACAUUAAGUUCAAAAUCAUGUAUGUAAAAAACUGAAGAUCCAGGUUGUUACAGUGUCAUCAUCUCCCCUGAGAACUUAAGUUACACCUCAGUCUAUAAAAAAAGAUUGCUACUGCAUUUUGGAACAAAACCACAAUUCAAAUCUUGCUGAUUUUAGCAACAAUGUUGAUUGAUUCGAUUCAUUUCUAAUGGCCAGACUGCUUGAUUACUGAAAAUACAUCAACAUACACUUGACGGAAAUAUAAAAAUCAAGAAGGCAUUGUAUUUUACAAAUAUAUUUAUCUUGUCUAGAGUAUUUAUAGGAAUUAAUUUUAUGUAUAGGCUACUAUAUAUUGAUUACACAUCAUGACAAGGCACUUUUUAUACCAUAAACCAGUCAUAUUAUGUCAUUUUUACUGUUGAUACUGCUCAGCUACAUGAAGCUCCAUAAUAGUUUUUGUGAUGGAAAGUGGUUCAAGUAUGUACUGUCAGCAAUCCCAAAAAAUGUAUGACAAUGUUUCUGAUAUGGUUUUGCAUAGAGAGUAUUUUACUACUGUCUGUUUAAGUCAGCUUUGUGUUGAAAAAACUGAAGUCUUGUUGAUGUUUGUCAGAGAAAAAUGAAUGUUUAAACCAUCUGAUAUUAAAUGUUCUUUUGUUUCAUAACAGAAUAUUAACAACCAGGGUGUUAUUGCUAUGAGUUUGAAAAAAUGUUUCCAAAAUUUACUUUUGAGGAAUUUACCUUGUAUAAUUCUUCUUAAAAAAGGUAAAUAACACAUGAGUGAGAGAUUUCAUGGAGCUCUCUCUUACAUCUCAGAUCUAAGACAAUUUAGUCAAAAUAUGUUUGAGGACUAAAUUGCAGGUAUCAGGUUUUCUCCCAACAGCAGUAUGUUUCUAGGGAAAAUAUGCCUUGGAUUUAUUUGACUAAGAAUUCCACAAAAUUUUAGAGAUUUUUAUGGGAAUAUAAUAUUAUACGUUUAUUUUUGGAUCGUGGUCUAGUCUUGUUUGUGCCUUAUUACUAUAAUGAAUGUGUAUCUCUGUGUGUGAGUGUUUUGAUAUAGAUUACUUGUGCAGAGCUGCAUUAAGCAGAUCUGUUACUCUGGUUUUCUGGCUGUCUGUUGUCACAUCUGUUUCUGGUUCAGUAAUCGUGUCUGUCUGCUUGUCUUCUUCCUGGCUGUCUCUUUCUAUUUAUGUCUGUCUGAAUUUCUGUCCAGUCGGGGGGUCUGAGCAGGCUUGGGUCAAAAAACUGUUCUCUAAAUCUUUUAGGCUGAGUUACAACUCAUAAAAUACCUCCCAGCUCCUUUAAACACCUGUUUUGUUUUAGUCUGCCUAAGGAAUCUUGCAAUAUCAAGAAACAUUAUACUUGACAUUAAAGAUAAGGCUUUGGCCCUGCUGGGGUUGCUAUAAAGGCAGAAUGACUAUAUAACAUUUGGAAUUUGUCUUUUUUUUGCAUUGGUUUCCAACAGAAAACAGGUAUCUCAGACCAUAAUAAAACAAGAAUUUGCAAUAUCACAAGAACCAUAUUACCAUCAAGACUGUUCUGUGUUGAAUGAUUUCAUUUUUUGUCCUUGGUGUUAUUUGUACAUGUUGAGAUACUGAGCAGCUGAAAAAAUAUUAAUUUAGAUUUCAUCUAACUAUACAGUUAACAUUAACAAACUAAUACUUCUACAGCUAACAGUUACUGGUAAAGAUCUACAUCUGUCGCAGUUGUCUGUGAAAUGCUUCAAUGUAUUGUCAUGUGAGAAUGUAGAAAUGUAGGAACUAGGAAGGUAGUGGAAGGAAGUACUAGGAAGUGUGAAUUGUUGUCAGGAUAAGCAAUGCCUAUCCCAUCAAGACAUGCAGUAUAAAUGUGACGGAGAAAAGAGAACAAUGUUUUUAAUUACAUUAUGGGAAAACAAUGUAAACCAAACCCCACCAUGAUCAUGCAUUGACGUAAAGUGUCAAGUCAACUGGAGUUGGUGAUAGGCAGCCCACCAUCAACCACAUAAUGUUAUGUUGAAGAAUCACACUCUUGAGUCUUCCUUGUAAAGAAAUGUGUUGUUUGUUUUAAAAGCUCACUGCAUUUGUCAAUUUUAAUUCAAGUGUGACAAAAUAUUGUAUAUAAGAUGUAUAUAAAAUGUAAUAAUGGAAAAACUAUUGAAUCACUGAAAGUCAAACUCCCUGUUACUAGAUGAUUCAUAAUGUCCAUUAUCUCUUACAGAAUAAACUAAAUGACUGUUUAA
This is a messenger RNA of Larimichthys crocea (large yellow croaker), 7564 nucleotides long. It is a transcript of the gene mgll, whose product is annotated as monoglyceride lipase. The transcript has 7 exons. The record is from RefSeq and is a predicted model, not a curated record. Bases 183 to 1214 code for a protein of 343 amino acids. NCBI's taxonomy places the organism in Eukaryota, Metazoa, Chordata, Actinopteri, Sciaenidae.